Chenopodium quinoa (quinoa) is the source of this 923-nucleotide messenger RNA. RefSeq lists its product as uncharacterized. Gene Ontology annotation, molecular function: cysteine-type peptidase activity. Bases 214 to 711 code for a protein of 165 amino acids. The transcript is spliced from 3 exons. Gene Ontology annotation, biological process: proteolysis. Lineage: Eukaryota; Viridiplantae; Streptophyta; Magnoliopsida; Caryophyllales; Amaranthaceae. The record is from RefSeq and is a predicted model, not a curated record.
CAAAAAAGACAAACUUCAAAGAGGAAGGUGGAACAACCAAUAAGCAUUGAUCAACCGGUGCCAAAGAAGAGGAGUGAACAAAGGUCGGAGAGUGAAAAAGAGUCGAAGAAGAACUCUUCGAGAGGUUCAGCUUUGCAAGCUACUCCACUUGUUGCUGACACGGUCCUUCAAACGUUGUCUAAAGAUUUAACAUUUCUACACAACCGUGUUAGUAUGUUGCCUAGUGACACUCCCAUUCAAGUUCCACUACCUAAGGCAAUGUUCCACUUUGAUGAGGAUGCAGUUGCAUGGCUUAGCAAAGAAGAUGUGAAAGAAUUUCUAAGUGGUUCAAUGCUUAACAUCUCCCUCGUUCAAACAUUCAUGAGAGCACUACAGGAGCACUUACUUGAGAUUGAUUCUCCGUGUCAAGUAGGGUGGUUAUGCCCCGAGCAAAUCUCCACUACUAGAAUCUUAGGCAACUACCCUGACGUGUUGUACUAUGUUGAACGGGGUAUCAAGGAAUCAUUGCGUGCGGGUGACAAGUUCAUAUUCGCCCCAUGUUUUGAGGAUGCACAUUGGACCCUGCUGGUGAUUUGUGUUCCCAGUAACACCAUCUUCCUUUUUGAUUCAACUCGAUUGCCUCAUCCGAAAAAGCUCCUCGCACUAGUAGAAAAAUCGAAAAAGCCACCCCACUUUUGCCACUCGGUUCUUAAAAACCGGUGUGAAAAAUAACGGGGUUGAAUUUAGAUAACAACUUUUGCCACCGGUUCCUGAAAAACCGGUGCCUUAUCCUAAUUUUUUUUUGAAAAAAAAAAAAGGAGGAAAAGAGAUUUGCCACCGGUUCAAACCAAACCGGUGGGGAAAGGUAUUUAUACCAGCGGUUCGAACCGGUGGCAUUUAAAAAAAAAAAAACCCCGCCUAAUUACUACCUUCUUUUUCCUUCG